This is a messenger RNA of Prinia subflava (tawny-flanked prinia), 10427 nucleotides long. RefSeq names its product centrosomal protein 85 like (gene CEP85L). Gene Ontology annotation, cellular component: centrosome. The record is from RefSeq and is a predicted model, not a curated record. The coding region runs from base 3498 to 5855 and encodes 785 amino acids. Lineage: Eukaryota; Metazoa; Chordata; Aves; Passeriformes; Cisticolidae. The transcript is spliced from 13 exons.
GCUUUCAUAGGUUAUGCUUCAGCUUAACUCCACUUCAAGCAUUAUGUUUUUACUGAGCGGGAAAAAAGGGAUGUGAUUUCUGAACCUGGAGACAGAUCACAAACCAUUGGAUAAGCCAUGCUCCAGCUGACCUCAGUGAGACAGCAUCUGCCUCAACAGGCUUAAGCUGUUACUUUCUAUUGCCAUGUUCAUUCUGCCAAGAAGGUGGAGUUUAUGUCAGAAAAAAAGAGUUGGGGAGAAGGCUUUUCAGACACUGAGAAACUGAGUCCAUUCACUGUCUGGAGUAUCACAUUUCACAAUAAUUACCUGUGGAUGCAGGCUGUUUCCACUUACAGUUUUGUUCAUGUGUAAGGUUACAUGAGUUCCCCUUCAUACUGUGCUGCUGUUUUCCAUGAGUACCAGGACCCUGACACCCCUCUUGAGUGAGGCAGCACUGGAACACAGAUUGUCACACUCCUAAUUCUUAUCAACCCAAGAAAUGUAAGAGGUGCCAAGCUUAGCAGUUCAGCUGGAUGAUCUUAGAGGUCUUUUUCAACCUUAAUGACUCCAUGCAAGUCACCUCAGUGUGGGUAUGCUCUCUUGGGACAGAUGGACAAAGGGCCCACCACAUUGUCAAACUGAGACCCACAAGAAAAUAGGGCAUUGCUUCAGCAGCAUUAAAUGGCACAAGCUCUUUUUUUUUUUUUUUUUUUUUUUUUUUUUUUUUUUUUUUUGGGAGGUCAAGACCUGUCAUCGUAAUUUUUCAAGAGAUUUUGGAAAAUCUAAAACAAAUACUGCUCCAGGUCUAGAACUGUAAACAGAAGCAGACUGCAGCUGAAAUAUUACUGGAUAAAGAAUAAAGCAUUAACAAGAUAGAAUUUAUUUAUAGAGUAAAACUACUGGCUUCAGUUUGGCCUGGUUUCCAGACAGAUACACUGUGGUCACUUGUAGUGAAAAAGCUUUACUAAUUACAUUCAGUUUCUAUAAAAAUAACUUAAAAUCCAAUCAUAACAAUGAAAGUGUCUCAGGUUUUGUUAUCUGACUGCUUAAGCACAGUUUUUUUUCUUUCUGCUCUGAGCAGUAGCAGUGUUGAAGCAGGGAUGUCCCAGUGGGGACACCUUGGAAGACACAGCCCUGUGGUCAGGGGGGAUUCAGCCAGACUAUCUGGCUGUGUUCUGCCACCCUCAUCUUGGCCUUUUUUUUUUUUUCUGUAUUGUUCACGACUAGACAGGAGAUACAUAUGAAACUGUAAGGCUUCUAUGAAUGGCAAUACAAAUUACAUAAAACCACUGCAGUGACAUUUAUUAGAAAACAGAAGAACAGUUACCACACCUUUUCCAGGCAUGUAGCUUUCUUGCAGCCGUGAUAUACCUCCGGAUUCUAGCAACUGCAUUUCAGGACAGUACCACAAACUCCAGAGCUUAGCAGUCAUGAGGCAAUUUUUCUUCUCACCUGCAGCUAGAUACCUUCCCCGUCUUAAAAUUCAGCUUCCUUACAGCUCACUGCAUCCUCCUGUAAAUACGCUAAGUACUCAAAAUAGUAUGCUACAAUGUACAGUCAAGUGCUUUAAAGAGGUCUUGAACUAAGAUGUUUAUGUGUUUCUUUGUCUUCAAAGUUUUGCAAUAUACUUUAGCUUUUAUUACUUCUUCUAAUAUUCAUGUUUAUCUACCAUGCAUCUCUCUCACAAAUACUCUUCAAUAUUUACAUUGGCUUCAGGGUUGAAGGCUGGACACUUUCACUGAGGUGGCGUCAACAAAAAUUUAGUUCCUGCUUUGGUGUUCUGCUGUAAACCAGUAUUUGUGGCUUCUUGAAAAUGCUUCUGACCUUUUAUCAUUCCAGGACUUCUCGCAACAGUCUGAAGGUUUUGACAGAAUCUCCUGCAGCUUUACUAUUUGGGGGUUUUAUUCAGUAUUUGGUAACAUUUAAAGUCUGUGUUUCUACAACUCUACUUACCGAACACCCACGGACACUCUGAAGUUAAAACAAGCUGGUGAGGAAUGCACAUCAUGUCAGAUCUUUGGUGAGUGUGCAAGGGCUUUAUACAGAUAAGAAAGAGGAUGCAGUAACAACAUGCAGCAUUUCUACAUGCUCAGUACUUCUGAGGCCUGUUUUACUGAGUACAUUAUGAAUACCAAGCUAGGCAUAAAUAAAACAUGACUUGUGCUGAAAUAAAACAUAUAACUUCCCAAAGAGAUAAAAGCUGUUCUGUGAUCAUCAGCUACUAAUUAAAAAUGCAUUGGGUCAGCAGUUAAUGUUUGAACACAGUUUUAUUUAUUGAUUGUGAACGUCUCCACACAGACACAGAACUGAUCCUGUUUCACCUCACCUCCCUAAACUAUCGUGUCCAUCAUAAUCUACUAUACUGUCUGAAGCAUUGCUUUUCUUCUUUUGGUGGGUAUGCAUUUUGUAAUCUUAGUAUGGCUAUGCCGAAGUUAGAAGCUGUCCAAGUGCUGUCUCCUUCUCUUUGUUUUUGUCUGAUAAUAUGGAUUGCCGAUUGGGUCAGGGUCUCGUUCAUAAAACAGUUUACAUGGGGACCACUGGGCUGCAGUUGCAAGAACAGUAACAGGAAGGGAAGGCUCCUAUUGCAGAAUUAUCUUUUGAAGUAUUUGGAGCAGACUCAAAGCAGCGUGGAGGGGAUGCGCUUCUUACUGGGGUUGAAUUAUUGCUGACAGGAGCAUUUUGUUCCCAGUCCUGUGGCUUAAACUUUUUGAUGUUACUGUGGAUCUUUUGGUGGAACUGGUCGUUCAAACAGAUGUCAUGGCUCUUCUUUAUUUCCACAUCGUUUUCUAACUAAAACAAACACAAGUAGGGGAAAAUAGUGAUUUUAUCAUGAACUCUACUCACUAAAGUCUGCGCAUACUGGCCUUGGGUAUUUCCAAUGCCGCAACUCUGGAGCCAGGCAUUUCACUUUCCUUUUCCGAUCACCUUUGCAGCACGGUGAGUGCUGUCAGUUCAGCGCUCUCUCCAGCCCCUUCCCCGAGCCCAGGGUGAGCGGGCGGCGAAUACGUGACCAAACCCGAGCCCAAGAACAUCUCCGCGGCCCGGCGGGGCCUGAGCGGGGCAGGAUGGGCCGGCCCGGACCGGGUUGGGCCGGGUCGGGCCGUGCCCUGCCGGGCUGACCCGUUCCGCCUCGGCCUCCGCCGCAGCCCCUCGCCGCAGCUCGCCCGGUGGGCCGGGUUAUGUAAGCGCUUCGUCCCCGAGCAGCGGCCGCCGCAUCUGCGGUGCUCCCGCCCCUGUCCCCGCCCCGCUGCCAGCGCCGGAGAGGCAGGAGGCGGCGGCGGCAGCGCAAUAGAGCAAGUUUUGUCUCCGGCGAGGGGCUGGCCGGGUCCCACCGCGCUCGCAGCGCCGGCAGCAUGGCCGCGGCGCCCCUGCGGCGGGCAGCAGCCCCCGCCGCGGCGGCAGCGCCCCGCUGAGCCCCCCGGGCCGCCGCAGCGGCAGCGGCCGCCUCCGCCGCCCAUCCGGGCCGCCAGCCCUCCCGCCGGAGAGCGGCGGUCCCCGGCCCGGCCCGGCGCGGCACCAUGUGGGGCGGGCUGCACCCCCAGCCCGGCUUGCGCGGCUACAAGGCGGGCUCAGAUUAUUCCUCAGUGGGAUGGUUACCUGGUACUGAAUCCCUGUGGCAGUCCUCAACGAUUUCAUCAAGCAGUCAAAACAAUCCUGUGAGAAGGCACAGCAUAGCUUCUGACAGUGGGGACACUGGCAUUGGUACCUCCUGUUCUGACAGUGUGGAAGAUCAUUCAACUUCAAGUGGUACAUCAUCAUUUAAGCCCAGCCGAUCCCUGGUUUCUAUUCCCACUGCCCAUGUGAUGCUGUCUGGUGCCAGCUCUUCACUUUCCAAACACAGGGAAGCUUUCAAGUCUGAUGGCUCAAAAUGGAGUACAAGCUUUGUACGGUCAGGAGGAGGCAGAAGUCCGGGAGCCCUGGACAAUUCUCUUGAUAUGAAAGAUGCAAGACCUGUAAGAAAAUGGUCCUCUUUGUCUAAACUCAGCUCACCAAAUAAUUUCAGCCAGGAUGGAAGUAGUCAUUCGGUGGAAUACAGGGCUGGUACAGACAAAGCUGUGCCACCUCAGUUAAGGACAAAUGGGCCAGGUUGUUUGCAUGACAGCAUGGAGUUGCUAAAAAUUGAGGACAAAGAAAUGGGGAAAAAACGAUCUUCUCUACUGGACUGCAAAUACAAGUUUGAAACGUGCAGCAAAGACGACUUUGUUUCAGAUUCCCCAAGUAGGAGACAUGCCUUAGACUUGACCUACAGUGCCUUACCUGAAAGCAAAGCUCCGGCAGGCGGCUGCGAAGCGUUUGGGCAGAGAUACGCGACGCUGGGGCAGCAGGCUGUGAGUGGCGCUCCCAUACAGCCCGCAGUGAGGACUCAGAUGUGGCUCAAGGAGCAGCUGCGGGCAAACCCCCUGGACUGCAGGGCUGCUGAGGAGCCCUACGGCGUGGCUGCAUGGCACAUGCAGCAGCUCGAGGACUUCAGAGGAGCAGCUGACCAGCCUGUGCAGGUUUCACCUGGAACAUCACGUUCAAGUUACCCAGCUACCAGCUAUCAGGACUCCAGCAACUGGGAAUCUCUAAUGAAAAUUAAAGAAGGGCUGCUAAGACAGAAGGAGUUUGUGAUUGAUAGGCAAAAUCAGCAAAUUAACAAUUUACAUCAGAAGAUAAGGGAGAAUGAAAUACGAGCUCAACAUGCAAGACUGAGCCAUCUUGUGAGUUGUGAAGAGCCAUACCUGACUAACUUACAGCAACCACAGUAUGAGAGCACACCACUGCAACCUCACAUUUCAGAAAGAUCAGCAUCCCACCUUGAGGAGCUUGAGCGAAAGAUUGCAGCAGCUGAGAACAAGGAAUUGCAACUCAGUGAAAUUGUGAAACAACUCUCAAACAAAUCUAGUGAGGAGAAAAAGAAGAUGGAGGAGAAACUUAAAACUAGAGACCGAUAUAUUAAUAGCCUGAAAAAGAAAUGCCAGAAAGAGUCUGAACAAAACAAAGAAAAACAAAGACGAAUUGAAACCUUAGAAAAAUACCUGGCUGACCUUCCAACACUGGAUGAUAUAGAAGGGCAGACUAAACAGCUGCAAAUUCUAGAAGAGAAGAACAAGCAACUUCAGGAAACCAUGGCUGAGUUGGAAAAGAAGCUCGGAGAGGCCCGGUCGCAGUGCAGAGAGAGAGAAUUACAGCUGGCGUCUCAGAAGAAGAAAGAAAAAGAGCUGGUCACAACAGUGCAGAGUUUACAACAGAAGGUAGAAAAAUGCCUGGAAGAUGGUAUCCGGCUUCCUAUGUUGGACACAAAACAGCUUCAGAGUGAGAAUGAAUGUCUCAAAGAGAAGAAUGAGAAAGCCAGUAAGGUCAUAGACAAUCAACAAAAUCAGAUAACUGGACUGAUUUUGGACAUGCAGUCUAUGCAAGAGAAGCUUUCACAAGAAAAGCUGAUAAUUCAGAAGAUGACAAAUGAGCUUGAGGAAAAAGAAAGACAUAUAGAGCAGCUGAAUAAAACUCUCUCUGAAAACCAAAGACUGAUGGAAGAGAAUGCCUGCCUGAAGGAGCAGAUGCGGCUGGUGGAGCAGUCCAGGCAGCCAGUAUCUGAGAAGAUGCCUGUAGCAGACCAGCUGUUCAAGGAGAUGUCCAACUGCUUGUUUGACUUGAAAGCACUGUGCAGUAUUCUUACCCAGAGAGCUCAGGGCAAGGAGCCUAACCUUUCCUUACUGCUGGGAAUCAGAUCACUGAGCUGUUCAUCUGAAGAGAGUGAAAAUUACCACAGCACAGAGACGCUUUCGAAGAAGCUCUUGGACGUUUGCCAGCUGCGGAAGGAUAUUGAUGAGUUAAGGACUAUCAUGUCGGACCGCUACGCUCAGGACAUGGGGGACAACUGCAUCACUCAGUGACAGCGCUCCAGCCUGUAGCACAGAACUGACUGGGCCCUGCUGUGUCCAGGUCUCUGCAUUUCCAUGGAGGAGCCAUACGGGAAGGCUGCAAAUAGCGCCGGACGUGCGUCUCCGAGGGCUGUGCGUAGUUGGUCUCGGGAGUCCAGUGCGCAGGGGACAGUCAUCGUGUGAACAGUGGUACAGACCGCAAGAAAUCUUUUCUCCAAACUACUGAAUGUAGGAACAAGCUGUGAAGAAUGAUUCAGUUGGACACUGUUUCCUUCAUUUGGGCUCAUUUAAUUACUUUGCCUAGUUUUUGGAGGCAGAGCUUCAGAACAGCCGUGCUGCUACGACUCUCAGUCCUUUCCUUCAUCAAGGGUUUGUGUGGCAUUAUCGGAGUUCAGAUCUUAGGGGAGAGGGUCAAAGAACCUAUGCAUGUGUAUGGCUGCACAUGGUAGAGCCAUAGGCUUCUGCCACUGCACUCUAAGAAUUGCAGUUAGAACAAUCUUGAAGCACUCAAAAAGUAAUUGCUCUCCAAGUUCUCAAAAAUUCAGAUAUAAGAAAGAUGUUUUUAGUAAUGGAAGUCUACCUUGUUUGUCCAUUAGCAGAAAAACCCCAGGUUUAACUCCUUUAUGGGAAAAAGUCUAUGAAAUAUAGCUGUAUCAGAUUGUUUGAAGCACUCUCACAUUGCUGUAAGAAGUUUCAGUAGUACAAAGUCUGUGACAAACCAGAGAAGCUGUAAGACAUCAGACUGCAUCAUACUCCAUAGCUAUAAGGAAAAAAAAACCCAAGACAACCAGCAACUGUAUUUUAGUGUUUGUUCUUAUUUUUCCCCUUAGGUCCUUUCCAUUUCAAAAUGUUGGUGUAUUUUGUUCCUGAAGGCCUCCUAUAAGGUUGUGCACCGCCUCAGCCAUUUUUACCACAGCUACCAAAAAGCGUGUUUGACCCCUGGCAAAAUUAAGGCUCAAAACAGAAAGUUUGCAGUUAGCAGUAUAAAGUACUUGGUUAUCUCAGGAGUGAAAAAUUUUCCACAUUGUUUGGGAAAUCUUGAUUUCUCCAUUUUUGUAGGAAGCAAUUACACAAAAUAGUAAGCUCAUGUUCCAUAGCUUAUUCAAUGAGUGUCACUUGGCAGUGCUGUUUAACUCCCAUGGACAGUUGACUUUUCUAGGAACAUCACUGCAAGUUAACUGCACAGUUAUACAUGGUGGAAAAUAAUAUUUAAGGGAAAAUAGUAUUUGAGGAAAACAAAAACUUGCAAAGAGCAAAACCACUUUCAAAUCACACUUAAAAAAAAUACGUACGUCACUUACUUGUAUGGUAUUGCAAGAAGGUUUCAGAUGCCUUAAGGUACAAGGCAGUCCACUGGUCUGGGGUAGGGAUAACGGCAGAAAUCUCUUGGAAAGCUUAGCAAUUAGAACCAAGUUAAUUCUAGCAUAAUAUUUUUACGGCAAAAGUGAAUACCUUCAGUUUUCUGAUUUGGUGAUGUUUUACUUUCUGUUCAUUGUUUAACAGUUACUGUUAAUGUUGUUUUUAUAAUUUAGCAGUUUAAAUGUUUUUUAGCUAUAUGGAUUUAUUUAUUUGACAGUUUUCUCUAUCCUGAAACUAGACUUGGACUAAUUUGUGAAAAGUAGUGUUCCUAUUUAUAUUACUGCUACAUGGUGUUAUCAGAUAGAUUAUUCUGACUGGCUCAGCUCCUGUGAGCACUAAAACAGUGUCUAGAUAAAAUCUCAAGUCAAGUUAUCUAGUGUCUACUUCAGGGAAAAAAAUGAGGCCAUUUUAUUUUAGAUUCCUGUGCUCUUUCUGUAGACACACUUCAGUCUCUCCAUCAGGGCAUAAUUUGCUCCUUCCUUCCUUGUCCUUCCUUCCUUCCUUGUCCUUCUCAGUGGUGUGAUGCAGGUGCAGUUGGAAGUAUAAUUUUGCUCUUCUCAUUGAUAUGAUGAGUUCUGCUAUGAGUGGAGGAAAGAUGUUCUGAACUAAUCUGCAUUCUUAUUGCAAACAGGUCAGUGGUUGUUGUCUGAAGGAAUGAUUUACUCUGGUAGCUCAUUAACAACAUCGAUACAGACCUGCUGCAUCAAAGGUGUACUUUUAUACUAGUGCAAAACUGAAAACAGGAUCUUUGUACCAAUGGGCUUGCACAGUCUCCUGUGCCUCUGACAGUGCUGGCUUUUGUGACUAAGGCUUCAGCUCAUUAGGCCUCUGGUGUGGUUGGUUGGGUUUGUCCCUGCAGUGAAAUAGCCUUUAGUUUAUGGCAUCUGUCUCCUGUCACAAUUCAACAAAAGCAUUUCAGAUAAUAAAUCGGAAGUAUUAGGGAGAGAGGAAACACAAAAGUUAUACCUUAUUGCUUCCUUAGAUGGCAAUGUUGUAUCUAUAAAAAAAUCACCCAAACCCACAUUUAUCUACAUUUGAUAGAAAUGGCAAGGAGUUUAAUAGAGCAACUAAAGGUGAGCAGGAGAUCUUUUGAGUCACUUUGAACUAUUAAGCUUGUCACUUGGCUGGUAUUUCUCCACUGUCCCUCCUGCUAAAAGGUGAUGCUGUACUGUAAAGUUGAGAUCAGUAGUUUAUAUUUGCCAAGCACUUCAGAGCUUUUAUACUCUUCAAGUAUUAAUUGAAUGGCCCUCUGGGAGGAGAUCCUAUUUUAUUCAUAAUACUUUUGAUUGCCGUGCUGUAAUCUUGUGUUCUAAUGUCUUUGUUACAGAAUCUGUCAUAUUUAUGUUGACUUGAAAGCACUUGAUUUUAAAACCCCCUGAGUUUAUCUGCCUCAGUCAAAUUAAAGUAGGGAGGUGAAUGAUGGAUGUGUGAGCCAAAGAUGCAGAUUACCAAUUGAUUAUUUACAGCGAUACAGUACUUGGCUUUGAUUUCGUAAAAUUUGGCCUGUUGUAGUGGUAGCAAUUACUAUAUAUGCAUCGGUUUACAGAUGCCUCUAAAUGGAAUAAGCUUUGUCUAAGAUAUGCAUGACUGUUUAAUUGGUUAAAAUGUAGUGUGUGUGGUCUCAUUCAGCAUAUUUAAUACAGAGGUGAUUAACGAAUGUUAACAUUGGAAUUGCUUCGAUUUAGUCAUGACAACUUUUUGCUGUAGCUAUUAGACAAUCCCAAGGGCUGAAAACAACUGCAGAUGAAUGGAUACUGUACCGUUCUGGCUGUCAGCAAAACUGUGCAGUAACAUUUUGUACAGUUUCAGAUAGAAUUUAUAGGAUCCUCUAGAAGAUACAGUAACUACUGUAUUUAAGAAUGUAUUUUGAAAAAGACAUGGAAAGUAACCGUCUUCUGACAAGCUAUAGAUUAUGUAUUCACUAUAUGGAAGUAUUUACUAUAUAAAAGUAAUGCAGCUCAGUCAUGUAAAUGUGAUUUAGGUUGCUGAACUCUGCUGUGCAGCUUUGUGGUGUGACAGGUGUGUGAAAUUGUGGAGAUUUGCUGUAACCACCCACUCGGGCUCCAGCAUUUCAAACUGAUGGUGGUCAUGAAGUCAUUCAAGAGCUGAAAUUCCAUCCUUUUCACUUCAAAAGGUUUCCUUCCUUCCUUUGCCCUUGCUGCCUGUCUUUUGGUUCAAACAUUUUUUUUUUUUCUUGGGAAGGGUAAGAGCACAAGGAGAGGAAGAAAGCAAACCCUUUCCUCCACGACCUGCUGCCAUAGCACAGGCAAUGAGAGCACGCUGUGGUCUCUCCAUCAGGGCAUCAUUUGCUCCAGUUUUCCUUGCCCUUCUGGGUGGUGUCAUGCAGGUGCAGUUGGAAGUGUAAUUGUGCUCUUCUCAUUGACAUGGUGAGUUCUACCAUGAGUGGAGAAAAGAUAUGUUGAAUUAAUCUGCAUUUUUAGACUGCAGACAGAUCAAUGGUUGUUAUCUAAAGGGAUGAUUUAUUCCAGUAGCUCAUUAGCAAUAUUAAUUCCACAGCUGCAUACCUUUGUGCCUUUUUAGCCUGAAGUAAAUGUAUAUUCCCCUGGAACUUCAGAUAAGUUGUUAGUGUGCUGAUGACUGCACCUUGUUUUCUUUUCACCUGCCAUUACUUUGUUAAUAAGCUUUUGUAGUAAGAACUCUUGCCUAAUGUCUAGAAACAGAAGUACUGAAACUAGAUACUAGGUGUACACUUCGAAUGUUAGGCUGGUUGUUGUAUGCAGGUUCUUUGAAUACGAUGUGUGAGCGGGAAACACAAAUAAUUGUGUUUUUUCUGUGUAUAUUAAUUACAGUAUAUCAUUAGUUCAGUGGGGAGGAGUGUCUGGAGCUCUCUUUGAAAAGCACAGCUGACAUAUGUACUGGAUCAGUCCCUGAAGACUGGUAGUUUUGUAAAUUGGGUUCAAUUUUUGAACUGCUCAGAAUACCUCAUAUGUAAAUAGAGUUGUCAUGACUUAAUCACAAUGUGUUCAUUGUAAAAAGUAAAGGAGCCACUGGCUGGCUCAGCUUUAGGCUUGUUGUUCUUGCCUCUUUUUGUAAUUUUUUUUAAAGUAGGGUUUACAGCUAGAAUUUUGAAUGCCAAAGUUCUAUUUAUUAAAUAAUAAUAAAAGUUUUCAUUGUUAAUGACUGGUAUUUUUCCACUGGAAUUUGUUUGUUGAUGUUUGGGAUUUGUAUCCACAGAGCAGAAAUAAAUUUUGUUACAAAAGUGAA